AUGGAGGUGGAAAUGGCAUUGGGCGUGGGUUUUAUCCUAAAGGUAAGGGCAGGGGUGGCCAGGGUCACUCCAGGGGGUAUGGCAGAGGGCAGCCAGGCUAUGAUCACUCCUUCUACAAGCAGUCGCAGAGGUGAAGAACUAGGGGUAGUGUUCGGGCACAAGGGAGCAACUCGAAACAGGGAGGCUGGAGUGAAACACCAGCUGAAAAGCGGGACUGGGAGACCCCAAAGUCGCCAAACAAAUGAGCCAGGUCUGCAACUGGCAGUAGGUGAUGCGAAGCUGAAGGGGAAGGAGGUAUUCUGA
This is a messenger RNA of Linum trigynum, 303 nucleotides long. The record is from the annotation of a GenBank genome assembly. Lineage: Eukaryota; Viridiplantae; Streptophyta; Magnoliopsida; Malpighiales; Linaceae.